GGGUGCCCUGAAGUUAAAAAAAAAAAUUAACAUUACUUUUGGAAAUGAAUGCAGAUCUGGUGGAACGUGCAGAAGCAGCCGAACCACAUAUUGGUUUGCCUGCCCGAGGUCUGAAAGGGGGUCAUCCCUAUGGGGCAGAAAUUCAGCAAUUGAUUGAAAACCCAGUUCCUCCUCCAUAUCUUUCAGCACUGGAUGAUGAGCCGCCACCGCUUGAAGGAGGGUGCAUUUGGGUCGAUACUCCCGAAGCGCUUAACGAUCUUGCCUGUCUGCUGGCCAAGGAAGUCGAGUUCGGAGUCGACACCGAGCAGCAUACACGGCGGUCCUUUUUGGGUUUCACUGCGUUGCUCCAGAUAUCUACUGGGACUCAGCAGGACUACAUAAUAGAUGCCAUUGCCCUACAUGACCACAUGCAUGUCUUGAGACCCGUGUUUGCGGACCCAUCAAUUAUCAAGGUUUUUCAUGGAGCGGAUAGUGACGUCUUGUGGCUGCAAAGGGACUUCCAUAUCUAUGUUGUCAAUCUCUUUGAUACAGCCAGGGCCUGUGACGUCCUCGGAAAGCCUCACCGCUCCCUCGCGUACUUGCUGCGCGAAUACUGUUCGGUUAUCUCCGAUAAACAAUUCCAGCGUGCAGAUUGGCGCAUAAGGCCCCUCACGCAGGCAAUGCUGAAUUACGCAAGAACGGAUGCCCAUUAUUUGACGUACAUAGCCGGCAAGCUACGACUGGAACUCUUGCAGCGAGAUCAUCAGAUCCCGAAACUCAACGAUGGCCCGCAUAUCCCCUUCCUGCCGGUGUCGUCAAACCAAAGCGGAGGCGAAGACAACGACGAGCACAUGUCAAUUUAUGAGCCCGACGACGGUGGUGAAAUACUUAAGGGGUCCCCACCAAGGGUGGAGACCCCACCAGGCGGAAGGACAGACGACCGAGAAGAAUGUCGAACAGAACUUGGGACUGACAACAGCACGGCAAACCAGUUGCCGGCCUCGGGGAGUGAAGCAGCGGCCAAGGGCGAAAUUCAAUUUAUUCAGACACAGAAGUCUAUUCCAUCAACUGCUGAGAGCACGGCCGAGGAAGAUGUGAUGCUCAGGUUGACUCGUGCAGGGCAUUCCAGAAAGAAUGUGGAUGACGAGGAGGACGACGGAACUCCCAAUUCAGCGAAGGACAGGGUUAACGAGGACGUUGAACCAAGGUUCAGGAAUAGUAUGUUUGCGCCAGGAGCAGCUGGUCCCGUUUCCAGGGCGGACGACCGAUCUCAGGCAAGCGGAACAAGUUUGUCUAUUUCACGACAGGGGGUCGGAGGGUCUGACCAAAAUGGGCAGUUUGGUUUAGCGUCGUCGACUGCACGGCCGUCUGGCGGACAGGCAUCGAGCUCGGACUCGGGGCUUGGGAAGAGCACCCACUACGUGCUGGCCAUCAGACGAUCUCAUCAGGUUUCCUUGCACUUGUAUGACAAAGAACUAUCUCAUCCGGCUCCAGCUGCGGUGGCAGCUUCCCUGCUAUCGAAAUUCUACAGUGGUUAUACACCUGCAGAAGAGCAACAAUUGCAGCAAGGUGAUGCGUGCUUUCAAGCAGUUGUUAGGAUGCUUUGCAACUGGCGUGAUGAGAUGGCAAGAGUUGAAGAUGAAAGUCUCCGUUACGUCUUGUCAGACACGGCACUCGUUGCAAUUGCAGCCAGGUGCCCUGAAACGCCAGACCUGCUGUUAUCUCUUGUGAUCGCCAGCAAUCGACUUCCGCAAUCCGAUGGCCCUGGCUGCCCGUCCUCAGCCCUUGCAACUCCCUCAUGCUUAUGGGCUGAGUCAGACCCAGCUCCUUCACAUAUUCUUUGGAGAUGUGCACCGCACCUGUGCACAUUGAUUUCGUCCAUACGAAAAGAAUUUGGGACAGCGAAUGGGGCUGAUCUGUUGGGUACAGGGGGACUGAAGAGCGGUGGUGCGGCUGGAGGAGAUGGGGGAAUCGAUGUCGCGGGUGAGGUUGGGCAGGUGUCACUCUGGGGCUGGCUCGGGAUUCGAACUGUCGCCAACAGGAUCAAGGAGAGAGACCGUUUUGUGCAGGAAAAGCUUGCUGGGCUCGGUUGUGAGCGGAAAAUGGGGUCUCGGCGAUGGAAGAAGAGGGAUCAAGCACGUGCUCGCGAGCUUUUUGUUCAGAAAUUUGCUUGCAAAGCUCCUGUCUAUCAUAAUUGUAGGAUCUAUGCUGGCGAUGGAAGACUCCUGUGCUUCUGUGAUAAGAAGAAACUGGACUGGUACGUACAGAGAGGGUUGGCAGAGCUGACCGGCGAGGAUCCACCAGCUGUGAGGCUUCUAUUCGAGCCAAAGGGCAGACCAGAAGACGAAAACAACGAGUUCUACAUCCAGAGCAAAUCCAAUCAGUGUGUUGUGUGUGGUGAAAGCACACACUACUUGCGCUAUCGCAUCAUCCCAUCCUGUUAUAGGCAGCAUUUCCCCGAGCGCUUGAAAAGUCAUCGUUCUCAUGACAUUGUUCUCCUUUGUGUCGACUGCCACGAAUUGGCACACAAGGCUGCCGAGAAAUAUAAACGCCAGGUGGCUCUGGAAUUUGGAGUUCCACUGGUUCCUGCAAGGAUACAGGACGCUGGGACCACCACAGGGACCCAGUCUUUUGUGGAGGGAGAGAUUCGCGAGGGGGUUCCGACAACCGAAGGUGGUGUUAAUCCUACGGUUCUGAGGAGGGCUGCCACAGCACUCUUGCGCCACGGGAAAAACAUGCCUCUCGAGAGACUGAACGAACUGCAAGAUGUGUUAAGAGAAUACUACGGUCGGGAGGAGAUCCGGAUGGAGGAUGUAGAGAAUGCAAGGCUCGUGGGAAUGGGCCCGAGAGGUCAGAAAAGGUGCCACAAGCAUGGCAACGCGGGGCUUCGUCCCACAAAGGGGUCGGUGGCGACGGAGCGCCAUUCCUUCUGUGAGGAGAAGGAAACGAAAACUCUGGAGAUGAAAGCUCACGAUGUGGUGUUCGGCUAUUCAACAGGUAGGCAGCAGCAUGGUCAACAGGCAGAGGAUAUCCGGAACGACGCCGAUGACGAGGCAGGCUUUGUGAGUGCGGGCCAGGGGGGGGCGUACGCUCCUCCCGCAGGCGCGACGCAGCAGAGGGAGCACGGAAGCGGCGACGGUCGGCACCCGGCAGCCGCGGGAAUGGCGAGAACAACAUCGCGAGCCCCAGAAAGUGAGCCCGAUGCGAAUCGGGGUGACAUAGAGGAUGCAGGAGGGGAGGAACAGGCCUGCGAUGGAAAGAGCAACGGUUCAGGCAGCCAUGAAGUGAUGGAGAUGCAAAGCAGCAGGGGAUGGCAUCGAAAGGAAGCUGUCUUGGGCCAUGGACAUCAUGGGAAGAAAGUGGUGGAGAUGUUAAUAAGACAAGGAGGAGAUGAUGCGCUGCGCCAUUUCGUGCGAAGAUGGCGAGAAGUGUUUGUCGAGUCGCUGAAACCGAAGUUCCUCCCCUCUGCAUGGGACAUAAAGCACAGUGGUCGGCGGGAGUUUGGAGAAUACAGUGUGUACAAUCCAGAACGAAAAAACAUCAAUCGAACUGUCGUCGGCAGCACUGUCACUGCCACUACCAGCCCAGAGACAGCACAGCCGCAGGACGGCACAUCUGGGACUGAUGACAGAGGCACGACCGAGGCCCGAAGAAAGAGCAACUGGAAUCCUGUUGACGUCAACGGGGCCUCUGGGGUUGCAGAGCAGCUGCAGCAGUGUGAACCCGACGAGUUUGCCCCCCAUGGGGACGAUGUUGGCACCCCCCAUGGAGAUGAUGUUGACACCCCCCAUGGGGACGAUGUUGACACCCCCCCUGGGGACGAUGUUGACACCCCCCAUGGGGAUGAUGUUGACAACCCCCAUGGGGACGACGUUGACACCCCCCAUGGGGACGACGUUGACACCCCCUAAGAGGAACACUAUUGGGGAAGACCUGGAGCAUAAGCAGGACGGGCAGUCAAGCUCCGCCAUUCAUGUGAACGUGAAUGGGCCCAGUUUCGCUGAAGAGACGAUGACGACUCAGCAGUAGUCGCAAGGAGGGAGGUCGUCUGCAGGGUCAACAAGGUUGCGUAAGUCAGGUCUUGAUUAUGAAAUCGCGGCAACGUGUUUUCGAAACACACAUCAUCUCGCGAACCCGGGGAGAAAAUGAAAUUGGGCUUCUUGGGGGUCGGCAGGCUUUGCCACGCACUGAAUAUAUGAAGUCGUGAACCAGAAAAGGGGAAAAGAUGAACAAUCAGGAAAGGGGAAAGAUGAACCAGAAAAAGACUUAAACCGCCAGUACAUGGCCCCAGCCUUGCUAAAGGAACUCGUCGCCUGGUCCGGAAAGUUCGAGGGCCGGCGCGCCGUCGAUAAAAAGCAUUCGCAGCCGGCGUCUCAUUUUCGCGUCCAAAAGGGGCCCGCGCCCGAUGUAUGGCGUGUACUGGUGGUUCAAGUCCAUCAAUUUACUCUGGUUAACUGUCGAUGUUGGCAUCCGCCGGAAGAAGACUCGGAAACUCUGUUAGUGAAAGGAAAAUGACUAAGUCCAUCAAUUUACUCUUCUCAGUGCUGCUAGGGAAAGGGUAAAAAAAGACUAGCGAAAGGAAAAUGACUAAGUCCAUCAAUUUUCUCUUCUCAGUGCUGCUAGGGAAAGGAAAAAAAAAAGACUAGCGAAAGGAAAAGGACCGAGUCCAUCAAUUUACUCUUGUGAUUUGUCAAUGGACCGUAUCAGCAUCCAUGUGAACUUUGUCAGCGAAAGGACUCCAGGACUCCAUAGCACACGGCGUACCACACGGCAUAUAGCAUACAGUAUAGCACAUGGAUAGCGCACAGCAUAGCACACAGAUAGCACACAGAUAGCACAUGGCAUAGCACGCGACAUAGCACAUGGAGGCAUGAUCCGCGGUGCUGUCUGCAAGCUCUCUUGUCCAUAGCUGUGGACAACAACCCAAAGUAUCUGUUUUGGAUUUUUGGGCCAGACAAGGCAGUUGCUGACGUAUUGAAGGUCAUGCGUGAAAGGGACUCGGAAUAGGAAUUAUAGGAUGCUGUGUGCCAAUUGACAAGGUCCAGAUUCAAAGGUUGAGGGAGUAGCAUUGGUUUUGCAAAAAAAAGCAUGGCCUCUCCGGCAUCUCCGAGAUUCCGCAGUGCUAUCCUAGAGAUGGAAGCUGAGCCUUGCUGUUUGCUGGAGGCGGUGGCUGGAUUUUCACCAAUUGAGCUUUUGACGAUAAGGACAUGUUUGCGUUCGAUGGGGAAGUGUUUUGAAUCCAACUUCUCAUGUGACGACGAGGGAUUCUGUGCAUGCCGCUGUUUUCAAGUGUUUUGGAUUUGGGCCGACCAAGAGCAAGUACACUGGAUAGUGAGUGGUGAAGUGAUUCUGGCUGUAGCACACAGUAUAGCACAUCAUGCCACAUGUCAUAGCACAUGGCAUAGCACAAAGCCUGCUACUGUCUUCACCCGAAUAGGACCGCCCGUCAUUAGAGCCAUAUUCAGUGCACUUUUCAGUCCACAUACAGCUAUAAUGACCGGGCGUGCUAUUCGGGUGAAGACGGUACAAGUAAUGCCACCAUUGCAUUCACAGGUAAUUGUGUAUCUAUCCUGUGUGAUACUUUUUCAAAUGUGUGAUCAGGGCUAAGUGAGGCCAUCCUCACACUAUGCCUUUUGGGACUGACUCUGGCUGUAAGGGAGGUCCUGUACAUGCAGGCAAGUCGUAGUGUGAAAACGCCCUGAGAACGAAUACAUCAGCUGAGCUGCCAGCCAUGCCAACCACGCUCGAAUAUCAUUUGUGCAUUCAUCUGUGUACAGAAGAGCAUCUUCACUGCUACAGAAGCGCACCUUUACCUGACCGUUCCUAGAUAAAGUUUUCCCACUGUG
Molecule: messenger RNA, 5825 nt
Organism: Chara braunii
Lineage: Eukaryota; Viridiplantae; Streptophyta; Charophyceae; Charales; Characeae
Source: the annotation of a GenBank genome assembly